UUUCCCUAUUCCUCGUCCAUGUUAUCUUCUCCGUCGUUCGUCCGUGCUUCUAAGUUCUCCAGGGCUGCUUGGGCCCGGACCGCGCGUUUCUCUUCAUCUGCACCCAAAAGCACAACUCUCAAAGAACGGCUCGCCGAGCUCAUUCCUCGGCAACUCGAAACUGUAAAAGCCGUCCGUGCUGAGCAUGGCAAGAAAUCUUUCGGACCGGUCCACGUUGACCAACUCUACGGUGGUAUGCGAGGUCUUCCCGCUCUGAUUUGGGAUGGUUCCGUCCUGGACGCCGACGAGGGGAUUCGUUUCCGUGGUCUCACUAUUCCCGAGUGCAAAGAACGUCUUCCCAAAGCACCCGGUGGCGAGGAACCUCUUCCCGAAGCUCUGUUCUGGCUUCUCCUUACCGGCGAAGUUCCUACUCAGGAACAGGUCACCGAACUCUCCAAAGACUGGGCCGCUCGUGCCGCUAUCCCGGAGUUUGUUCAAGAGCUGUUGGACCGAUGCCCGCCUACCCUCCACCCCAUGAGCCAGUUCAGUUUGGCUGUCACUGCCCUCAACCACGAUUCCGCUUUUGCCAAAGCUUACCAGGAUGGCAUCAGCAAGAAAGAGUACUGGGGUCCUACUUUCGAGGACUGUAUGGACCUGAUUGCCAAAUUGCCGAACAUCGCCGGUCGAAUUUAUAGCAAUGUCUACGGACGGGGUAAACUCUCUACCAUCGACCCCAACAAAGAUUAUUCCCACAAUCUCGCCACUCUUCUUGGAUUCGGUGACAAUGCCGGCUUUGUUGAGCUCCUUCGUCUCUACGUCACCAUCCACAGCGACCACGAGGGUGGGAACGUUUCAGCACACACCGGCAAGCUUGUCGGCUCAGCUCUCUCUGAUCCUUUCCUUGCUUUCUCUGCUUCGCUCAAUGGCCUCGCUGGUCCCCUCCACGGUCUCGCCAACCAAGAAGUCUUGGUCUGGUUGCGUAAGAUGCAGUCCAAGAUCGGCGAAAAUGCUAGUGAUGAGGCUGUCAAAGAGUACGUUUGGUCCACGCUCAAGGCUGGCCAAGUCGUCCCAGGUUAUGGCCACGCAGUUUUGAGAAAGACUGACCCCCGAUAUGUUGCUCAACGUGAAUUUGCUUUGAAGCACCUGCCGGACGACCCGAUGUUCAAACUGGUUGGACAGAUCUAUAACAUCGUUCCCAAAAUCCUUCUCGAGGUGAGCGGCGGCUGGCUGAACUUUUGAACGUGAUAUGCACCCAAUUAUACAGGCUGGCAAAGCCAAGAAUCCA
This is a messenger RNA of Marasmius oreades (fairy-ring Marasmius), 1264 nucleotides long. It is a transcript of the gene CIT1, whose product is annotated as citrate (Si)-synthase. Gene Ontology annotation, cellular component: mitochondrial matrix. Lineage: Eukaryota; Fungi; Basidiomycota; Agaricomycetes; Agaricales; Marasmiaceae. The coding region runs from base 19 to 1218 and encodes 399 amino acids. Gene Ontology annotation, biological process: carbohydrate metabolic process; tricarboxylic acid cycle. The transcript is spliced from 6 exons. The record is from RefSeq and is a predicted model, not a curated record.